Orbilia oligospora ATCC 24927 is the source of this 1278-nucleotide messenger RNA. RefSeq lists its product as uncharacterized. NCBI's taxonomy places the organism in Eukaryota, Fungi, Ascomycota, Orbiliomycetes, Orbiliales, Orbiliaceae. The coding region runs from base 1 to 1278 and encodes 425 amino acids. The transcript is spliced from 2 exons. The record is from RefSeq and is a predicted model, not a curated record.
AUGACAUCAACGAAUAUUCAAUCCCUUCUCAGGUUCCUUACUGGUCCUGCAAAACUCCCUCUUCGUGAUGCCAUGAGUAAAGCAAAGCCUCUGUUGGCGGAUGGUCUUUCAAGUCCAGAUGAAAUUGCCAAAGCUCCACUGGACAAAUUGAAAGGGAUAUUUGCAGAUGAAAAGACUGCUAAACAAGUCCAUUCUGCGGCCAAACGGACGUCUAAAUCUUCGUCUUCAAAGAAACGCUCGUCGUCAUCUACUCAGGAAGAGGCAUCAUCACCAUCUUCACAAAAUGCCACAGGGAACACAUCCAUGAUAUCACCCUCAAAACGUCGUAGAACAAACCAAACACCAUCUAUAGAUACUUCAGACCCUCAAUCAUGGGAAACGGGUCUUGACCUUCCACCUCCACUCCGUGACGAGAAUCUAAUCUCCAUCACCACAAUAACUACCAACCGUGCCCCUCUCCUCCUCGCAUUCACAAUUGUAUCACUAACCUACACACACCCCUGGUUGCCCGCCAGUUCACGGUUCUCGCUAGCACAAGGUCUUCUAGACCUCACUGCAUCCUCAAAAGCCAAGAGCAUAGGAAUCACCCGACCAGAUGAUGCCAAAAACGACACUGUGGAAGAAGGAUAUAAAAAACUCAAGGUUCUUUCAAAGGAAAUCCCUAUCCUUCGUCGAUGGGAUACACCAAGCACCUCUACGACGUCGUCGUUUCAAACAGAAACUAGCCUUCAAAAGCAGGAGGUAUCACAUAAGCCCGACAAGCCACCUUCAGAUGACGUAAAAUCAACUAGCAUAGACCUUGGACCCUCUGCAAGUGCGGCUGGUGAUGUGUCUCCUUCUCACCCCUCUUCCUCCUCUCCAUCAGUCCCUCCUGUAUCUAGAGCUGCAGGCACAGCUGCCGGCAGCUCCACAUCAACUCUAUACCCCAACGAGCCAAUCUACUGGUCCCUCUCUCCAAGCCUCCUCUCCCAGCCGCCCACGGCUAGUAAACUAAACCCCUCAGCCUUACCCAUCCAUCUUCCGCAUGCAGCACACUCGUAUCUGACCCGUUCCUUCUCCCAAGACAAGCUUCCUUUACUCCUGGGAGCUCUCCACCUCCUCUACGAAAGCUGGGUCAACGCCCUGGACGCUGUCGACCUAGACCGUAAAAGCUGGAGUUGGUAUUGUAGUAUCCGUCCAACGGUUGAAGACGGUCCGGAAGGGUGGGGAGGGAAGGGGCUCGUAAAACUCAAAGAUAUACUAAGUCUGAGGCAUAAAGGCGGGGUAAAUUUAAGAUAA